GUCGCUUGUUGACAGCCUCUGUGUGAGGUGUCGGUUGAGGAGGAUGAGCGAAGGCUCAAACAAACACACCUGUUAUCAUCCCGCAAGAUCACGCAGUUGAAUGUCGAAGAUGAAGGUGUGGAAACAACAACAAGUGUCGGAGUUGGAGAAGAUUAAAGUGGGGAAAGGAAAGGCCUGCGAUGAAGCGAUAAGAUCGAGUAAUGCGGGAAAAUCGGCGGGGGAAUCUCUUAUCGCUGGCGCGCUGUAUCGGGAAUCGGCUGUUGCUGCAGAAAACCCCACUCUACCUAUUUCCAGUCACAAAACACCCCCCACCAUGGCCACCACCGAAUCCCCCUACAUCCCCGGCCCCGAAAUCGACAGCACCUUCGCACACACGACCAACCUGGCCUCGGCGGCCCUGAACACGCGCAUCGUCGCCUGCAGCAACGAAUACUUCGCCGCGGCGUCGAACCUCCUCACGCCGACGGCGCCGAUCAACCGGCCGGGGGUCUUCAUCCACACGGGCGCCUGGUACGACGGGUGGGAGACGCGGCGCCACAACCCGGACGCCUACGACUGGGUGGUGAUCAAGCUGGGGACGGCGCGGGCCGCCAUCCAGGGCGUCGAGGUCGACACGGGCUUCUUCGUCGGCAACUACGGCGAGAAGGCCGAGGUGCAGGCGACGUGCUCCGACGCCGACGACGCCGUGCUCGCCGACCCCAGCUACGCCGGCUGGACCACCAUCCUUCCGCCCCAGCCCUGUGGGCCCUCGCAGCGCCGCGCCUGGAGGGUUCCCGGAUUUGACCCAAAGAACCCCACGCCCUACACCCAUGUGCGUCUGCUCAUGUACCCCGACGGGGGCUUUGGGCGGUUGAGGCUGUAUGGUCAUGCGAUUCCGGCGGCGCGCGGGGAGAGGGUGGCUGUCGCUGGUGCACAGGACGAGAAAGAGGAGGAGGAGGAGGAGGAGCUGUCGUCGGCGUUGUGCGGGGGUCUGGCGCUGGCGGCCUCGGAUCAGCAUUAUACCCCGUGCUCGAAUCUGUUGCUGCCCGGCCGCGGGAAGGAUAUGGGCGAUGGGUGGGAGACGGCGCGGUCGCGCGCCCCGGGCCAUGUCGACUGGGCCAUCGUGCAGCUGGGGUUGCCGGGCGCCGUGUCCAGGGUCGUCGUCGAUACCAAGGACUUCCGGGGCAAUUUCCCCCGCGCGGUCCGCGUGCACGGCUUGGUGAAGGGGGAGGGUGGCGAGGGCGGCCCCGUCGCCGUGCCCGCCCAUGAUCAUCCCGGCUGGGUGGAGAUCGUCAAGGGCGAUCAGCGCUGUCAGGCCGAUACCGAGCAUGUCUUCCAGGGUGCGGAUCUGGCCGCGGGUGUCGAUACCCAGGCGUUCACCCAUGUGAAGUUGACCCUCGUGCCGGACGGUGGCGUGAAGCGCUUCCGGGUCUUUGGUAGACGGGCCUAGGUCGAGGCUUGUGAUGAGC
Messenger RNA from Aspergillus aculeatinus CBS 121060, 1448 nucleotides. Its product is annotated as allantoicase. Lineage: Eukaryota; Fungi; Ascomycota; Eurotiomycetes; Eurotiales; Aspergillaceae. Gene Ontology annotation, molecular function: allantoicase activity. Gene Ontology annotation, biological process: allantoin catabolic process. The record is from RefSeq and is a predicted model, not a curated record. The transcript is spliced from 3 exons. Bases 101 to 1429 code for a protein of 442 amino acids.